UGCAUUAUUUCUAUCGUUAGGAGAUAAUAAAAUGAUAAUUUUGUCCUGAAUUACUAUAGACUGCGACCGUUGAGAGAGCGUACUACUGUGGAGAGGAGAGGAGAGGAGAGAGAUGGAGAAAUUCUUUGGGAAUGCGUACAGAGGCGACCCGGGCGUUCCACACACAGACGCAGAUCGAUUCGUGAACAUAUGGAUAGGAUCGUUCGCCUUCUCUGCCCUCACUUUUAUCAAUCCCUACAUGUGGCAACUCGCUAAUCAAUUCAACUGGCAUGACAAAGCAAUGUUAUUUGAGCAGUACCACUGGAAGAAAGCACUGGGGAAGAAGCAACCAUAUAAGUUCAAGUGGAACCAGUACAUGGAUAAAAACACAAGAGACUCGUACUACAUCAACUGGCCUGUGUACUUCCCAUAGAUUGUUGUUUCGAUACUCGUGUUCUAUUUUUUUGAACUUCAAGAACAGCGUGACUAUUGUAUCUAGAACUCGUUCUUUGUGCUUCUAUUUCUGGAUUUUUACCUUUCUAUUAAUCAUCAUCUUCUCUUUUGGUUGUUCCCAUGAUGCCCAAGGCAUGAGAUGAUAUUGAAAUGACAAUGAAUGGAUGAUUUGUGCCCUCUCUUCUUUUAAA
Molecule: messenger RNA, 623 nt
Organism: Cornus florida
Lineage: Eukaryota; Viridiplantae; Streptophyta; Magnoliopsida; Cornales; Cornaceae
Exons: 3
Coding region: 113-412 (99 amino acids)
Source: RefSeq, a predicted model, not a curated record